AUGCCACCCGAAGAAAGCACGAAGGCUGAGAUACCGUCAGGCUGCCCAAGCCAAGGCAGGAGCAGUCGAGAUGCUGAGGUUGGCUCCGAGCCCUCCGGUCAGCACGCGAAAAGCCGCCAACGUCGAAACUUUGCAGAUUACCCUGCAUCGUCCCCAGUUUUGGUGGACCCAACAACCGCUACAAUCCGACAUCUCAGAGCAAACGAUUGCGUUGCAAUCUCCAAACGUGUGAUAGACUUCGAAGCGAACAAAUACGAAUUAUGCACCCGUAUGCACUCAAUUUAUCCGAAACCUCCAUUGGUAGAAAGCGCUGGCAGCUGGAAUUCA
Molecule: messenger RNA, 327 nt
Organism: Opisthorchis viverrini
Lineage: Eukaryota; Metazoa; Platyhelminthes; Trematoda; Opisthorchiida; Opisthorchiidae
Exons: 2
Source: RefSeq, a predicted model, not a curated record